CGAAGGCCUAUCGCCUCAUCCAAUUCCCGAGCUGCAAACAAGGGGGGGAGGCAACUUCCGCUUCUUCCAGCGCCGAGACUGAAAGGAGACGGAAGCCGCCGUAGCAGCCCGUGCAAAGGGGGGGAACAAGCCAGGGGGCAGUUGGGAGCAGAUUUGAAUUCUACUGGGCUUCGAAUCCGCGAGACCGCUUCUCUCCUUCCCCCCCCGCCCUCGUCUUCUAACGGCCUUCUCCCGUAACGUCGCUAUGACGUACCCAGGGUUCGGAGCGUACGGUGCAUACCGUGGUCAGGUGCCAAUGCAAAUGGCAAUGGGCCAGCCAGUCCCUGGAGGAGUGCCAAGUGUGGCCCAUGGUGGAUCUUCUGGAUAUUCUGUUUAUGCUGGUGCCUAUGCAGCGGCGGCGGCGGCGGCUGCUGAUCCUUUGUGGACAUUCUUCAGUGCCAUUGCUGGACAAGAUGGUGAAGUGGAUGCUGAGGAGCUACAGAGAUGUCUUACACAGUCGGGAAUCAAUGGAACUUAUUCUCCAUUCAGCCUGGAGACAUGCAGAAUUAUGAUAUCAAUGUUAGAUAGAGAUAAUACUGGGAAAAUGGGAUACAAUGAAUUUAAGGAACUCUGGGCAGCACUCAGUGCUUGGAAACAAAACUUCAUGAUGAUAGAUCAAGAUAGAAGUGGAACAGUGGAACUUCAUGAACUGACUCAAGUCAUUGUUGCUAUGGGCUAUAGGUUAAGCCCACAGACCUUAAUCGCCAUAGUAAAACGUUACAGCAAGAAUGGCAGAAUUUUUUUUGAUGACUAUGUGGCUUGCUGUGUAAAGCUUCGGGCUUUAACAGACUUUUUCAGGAGAAGAGACAGCAUGCAACAGGGCAUUGUUAAUCUUGUCUAUGAUGAUUUCUUGCAGUGCACCAUGGCUAUCUGAGUGCCAAUUGUGGGGGGAAAAUCUUCCACGUAUAAUUUCAACUGCUUUGAGAAAACUAACUGAAAAUUCUGUGAAGGGAAGGCUGCCAUUGAUUUUCCACACUUCUGCCUGCUAAUGCAUCAUUUCUGUAUAAAUAUCCUUGACUUUUAGUGUGUAGUUUGACAAUAAACAAAUGUUCACAUUUUACAGGAAUCCUUAGAAGUGUGCCAUUCUUUACACAUAUGGAUGGUAGACUUUUUCUAUUUUGAGGUUACACUCUCAGGAUUGUUAAAAGGGAACAAUCACAUUUCAUGUAAUGGUUAUAAACAGGGUUCAGUCUAUCUUUAAAGUGGUCUGGUCUAGUACCUGUUUGCUUAAACUGCAAUAAAGACUGGCCACAGUGGUCAUUCUGUGGUUCUGCAGCAUCAGCUAUUUCAUGUGCUCCACGCCUGUGAAAGACUAAAUGGGGUGUUGGGGAAGGAAUAAUUCAGUAGCUGUCUCAAGUAUGUACUUAAAACAAGCCUUUGGCUAUCUCUUCUUCUGAAUGUUCAGUAGAUUUAUUUGAUGUAGACUGGUAAAUAUAUUGAUAGUGAAAAUUAUAUUUAAUGGUAGUUGAACACAUUUUGCUGUUCUUAUCCUCCUGAUGAAUUUUAUCCUCGGAGGAAUUUGAGCAGCCAUUUUCCCCAGAGCUUAAAUGUUUCAGAUUCCUCUACUGACUGAGCAAAAUAAUAAAAAAGCACCUAAUUAUGUCUUUAUUGUUCUCACCUAAAAUUCCAGCAGCAAUUGGAUGAAUCAGUAAAAUCCCUGUCUUGUUUGAUUAUAAUGGGCUGCUCCCUCUGCCCAUUUUCUGUACCAAAAGAGAGAACCAUGGGCUGCAGAGAAGCUGUUGAUAGGAUGCUGAUUUCAACUAGACUGGCUUAAUCAAAUGCUCCCCUUCCCCGAGUGAACUUUUUUCCAAGUGUAGUGUGCAAACUGGACCAUGGUACUUCCCUUUAAAAAUCAAAAACAACUGACAAACAUUCUUGCCCUCAUCUUUAAUCUCUUCAUGAUUGCUGUUUUUUAGAAAAACUUCAAUUUAGUAUAGCAGGUGAAAGAUACUGGAUGAACAACAUUCAGUCCUUUAGGUGCUACAUUUUUCUGCUUUGAAUACUGCUAUGCUUUGUAGAUCUUCUUUGUUAACUGACCUGUUAACAUCUCUGUUUCUGCAUAAGGCAUUUCAGUAUACUAAGUUAAUCCACAAAUGGCUCACCAGUUUCUGGUAAAAAGAGCACAGUUGGAUGGCCUGACACAGUUGAUACUGUGAUUAGGUCCAUAUGUUGAUAUUUCUUGACAAAUUUAAUGGCAUGAUUUAAAGCUGCAAUCUUUGGCUUAAUAGGAAGGAAAGGAUGCAUGGUUCAGCUGCCAAGUUAAAAAUCACAGUCCAUCUUAAAAAUAAUGUAGAGUCAAUUUGCCUGACUAAUGUAGUAAAACUUUCUUAUGCUAAGGAAGAUGGUUGUUAUAAUGGAAUCACUAAGGUGCAUAUAAUGCUUUAGUUAUUUAUGUCUUGCUGCAUUCAUAUACUUUUACUGGUCCAUUGGGUUCUAAAAACAUUGUUUGCAUUAUCUCAAUUCCUGUAACUUGUUUUAGCCAUUUCAGUUCAAAGAUCUGAAAUCACUUGCACUAUUCCAUCUGCGUAUUUUGGUGUUCACAACUGUCAUAUUAUAGCUGUAGAUUAUCUGCUAACUGCUAUAGAGAUUUUCAGACUUUAUGAAAUAACUGGAUAUUGUUCUAACUGUACAAGUGCUCUUGUAGUAACUAUUUUCAGUGCCAUCUGAGACAAUUGUUUGGAAAUAAAACAUGGCGCUUGCUUUGUAUUCA
Molecule: messenger RNA, 2749 nt
Organism: Sceloporus undulatus (fence lizard)
Lineage: Eukaryota; Metazoa; Chordata; Lepidosauria; Squamata; Phrynosomatidae
Gene: GCA
Product: grancalcin
Exons: 8
Coding region: 245-913 (222 amino acids)
Molecular function (GO): calcium ion binding
Source: RefSeq, a predicted model, not a curated record